Messenger RNA from Trichoplax adhaerens, 1104 nucleotides. RefSeq lists its product as uncharacterized. Lineage: Eukaryota; Metazoa; Placozoa; Uniplacotomia; Trichoplacea; Trichoplacidae. The transcript has 11 exons. The annotation marks the transcript as partial. Gene Ontology annotation, molecular function: protein binding; GTPase activator activity. The record is from RefSeq and is a predicted model, not a curated record. Gene Ontology annotation, biological process: regulation of ARF protein signal transduction; brain development.
GAUGGAAUGUGGGCCUCAAUAAAUCGUGCUGUCUUUCUAUGUGAUGAAUGCAGCAGUAUUCACCGCAGCUUAGGCAAACACAUUUCUUAUAUUCGUUGCUUAGAUGGUAAUAACUGGCCUUCCAAUCAAUUACAGAUGCUGCGCACGUUACACGAUUUGGGUUCUAAUAAGUUAUGGGAGCAUAGCUUGGCUGAAUUUACGAAUAUAAAAAAUCCGAUCAAAAAGCCUACUGACACCGAUUCUCUCAAAGAUAAAGAGAAAUUUAUUAAAGCGAAGUAUAAAGAGUUAGCUUUUACGAACAAGUACGCAAGUCGUGAUGACUUACAGCCUACAGAAUUAAAUAAGCAACUACACCUUGCUGUUUGCCAGCAACAUCUCGAAGUAGCUUUAAAGUAUCUUUCCUUAGGAGCCGAUCCUGAUUUCAUCAUUGAUGAUGAGAAUGACGUUACUAUCUUACAUGAAGCAGCUGCUUCUGGGUUUCCAUUGCUAGCAGAAUUGCUAUUAAUUUACGGUGCUAAUCCAAAUGCUAAAGACUGUGAUGGCAGGACACCAGCAGAUUAUGCGUGGAAUAACAAACAUGAUAAAAUUGCUGAGCGUAUCGUUGAAGUUCAGUACGAGGUUAUAUCAAAAAUAAUUCAUUUUGUAUCUGGAAAAAAGCCCGAUCACAAAAUUCGUAAAGUCUUUCCUGUGCCGGAAUUGCCUGCAAAUGUUAAUAUACAACGGGCGGAACAUCUUAAGGAUAUACGAAAGUUAUUUAGUAAACUUUCUAAUCGUCAGUUUGAAAAUUUAGUUGCUGAUAUAUAUGAUGAAUUAGAAAGACGUGAUGCCGAAAUGGCUGCGCCUAAAGACUACAAAUUGAAAAGUUUACCGGUAGGCUUCUUACCAAACAACACCGAUUUAUCUAUGACCAGAAAUCAGACAAGACAAAAACUAGGCCUUGUAACUGGUGUGGAAUUCACCACCUUACUGUAUGAUAUAUGGUAUGAAACUUAUCGUCGCCAAGAAGGCAAAGAACCAUUCACUAAAUGGAAGGAAUCGCAGUUUGGUAAAAAUUAUAGAACUUACUAUCGCUGCUAUCAUCAAUUUAAAGCAAAAAUGUUAUGA